AUGCUCUCGCGUGCCGCCGCCAUCCGUCGCGGCGCUGCGGCGGCGCUCUCCACAGUCUCGGAGAAGCCGGAGACGGGGCUAUACGGCUUCGACGUGCUGCGCACGGCGAAGGGGUUCCGCCGCUUCGUGGACGACGCCAUCCAGCGGUCGGACGAGCUCGUGGCACGCGUCGCGCUGCUGCCGUCGUCCCCAGAGAUAGUGCGGACCAUGGACGAGAUUUCCAAUACAGUUUGUUCUGUCAUUGAUUCGGCCGAGCUGUGCAGGAAUACACACCCUGAUAGGGAGUUUGUGGAGGAGGCAGAUAAGGCGUCAAUGAGGAUUUAUGAGCAUCUUCAGUACCUGAAUACAAACACUACUUUGUACAAUGCUAUACUGAAAGCUGAAGGUGAAAGUGUCCUGCUCACAGAGGAAGCUCGAAGAGCAGCAACUACCUUGCGCAUUGACUUUGAAAAAGGAGGGAUACAUCUUCCUAAAGAUAAACUUGAGAAUGCUAAUCAGCUGAACCUUGAGAUUGCCCAGCUGGGUAGAAAGUUCAAUGAAAAUGUAAUGAACAAACCAGGUUUUGUGGAUGUGUAUCCAGCUUCACGGAUUCCAAGGAACAUGCAGCGUCUUUUCAAGUCUGUUUCCCGUUUUAAUACUAGCAAACAGAUGAACACUGAAAAGCAAAAAGGCCUAAGGAUUGUAACAGAAUCAGGAAAUCUAUCAUCAGCACUAAGAUGGAUUUCUGAUGAGGAAGUCAGAAAACAGGUAUAUAUUGUUGGGAACUGUGAACCUCAUGAAAAUAUUGGCGUUCUUAAUGAACUUAUACAUGCUCGUGAUGAACUUGCAAAGAUUAUGGGAUGCAAAUCAUAUGCUGAAUUUGCUAUUCGUCCUAACAUGGCUGCAUCAGCUGAUGUGGUUAUGUCAUUUCUUGAAGAUUUGAGCAACAUUGUUAAGCAUAAAGCUGAAGAGGAAUUUAAGAUCAUACAGAAUUUCAAGAGAAGGACAUGUAAUGAAAAGAGCGCCAAUCUAGAACCCUGGGAUGAGGAUUACUUCAUUGGAAUGAUGAAAUCAUCUGUAUAUGACCUGGACACUUCAGUCAUUGCAAAAUACUUUCCCUUGUCGCAGUGCCUAAAAGGGCUAAAUGUUUUGGUUGAAUCAUUAUUUGGUGCAACAUUUCAUCAAAUUCCUACGAGGGAUGGGGAGUCAUGGCAUCCAGAUGUGAUAAAGCUCUGUCUCCAUCAUCCCGAUGAGGGUGAUUUAGGAUUCAUGUAUCUUGAUCUCUACUCCAGAAAGGGUAAACAUCCAGGAUGCGCUCAUUUUGCUGUCCAAGGGGGGCGGAGAUUAUCAGACUCAAACUACCAACUGCCAAUCAUCGCCUUAGUAUGCAACUUCUCAGGUGCUUGUGGAAUAACUGCAAGGCUUAACCAUGGAGAUGUUGAAACUCUUUUUCAUGAGUUUGGGCAUGCCCUUCAUUCUCUGCUGUCAAGAACGGAAUAUCAGCAUUUCUCUGGUACUAGGGUUGCUCUUGAUGUGGCUGAAACCCCCUCAAACCUGUUUGAAUAUUAUGCCUGGGACUAUCGUGUCUUGAAGACAUUUGCUCUAGAUGAAACAACUGGAGAUGCAAUACCAGAAAAGCUGGUAAAGGCACUAAAUGCUUCUCGGAAUAUGUUUCCUGCUACUGAGCUCCAGAGGCAGAUCUUCUACUCUAUAAUGGACCUAACCUUGUUUGGGGAGCAAGCAUCCAAGCCUAUGGACACGAUUUCCACUGUUGCCGAUUUGAGAAGGAAACAUACAAGUUGGAAAUACGCAGAAGGCACACACUGGCAUACUCGAUUUACUCAUCUCAUAACCUAUGGUGCUGGCUACUAUAGCUAUCUCUAUGCUAGAUGUUUUGCCACAACUAUAUGGCAAGAGGUAUGCCAAGAAGACCCAUUGUCCCGCAGUGCAGGCAGUGCCAUCAGGGACAAAUUCUUGCGGUUCGGUGGGUCAAAGGACCCAUCAUCCCUGCUGAAGGAUUUUGCAGGUGAUGCCAUCAUUAGAAACUCUGGGAGUGGAAUAAUCCCUAACAUUUGUUCCUUGUGUAAAGAAAUUGGAUUGUGA
Messenger RNA from Miscanthus lutarioriparius, 2082 nucleotides. NCBI's taxonomy places the organism in Eukaryota, Viridiplantae, Streptophyta, Magnoliopsida, Poales, Poaceae. The record is from the annotation of a GenBank genome assembly.